This is a messenger RNA of Ostertagia ostertagi, 288 nucleotides long. NCBI's taxonomy places the organism in Eukaryota, Metazoa, Nematoda, Chromadorea, Rhabditida, Trichostrongylidae. The record is from the annotation of a GenBank genome assembly.
AUGGAGGGCGUUUUCUCUGAAGAGCGUGACAGGAUCGAUGCCAGACUUCGUGAGGAAAAGCGUGCGUCACCAGCACGAAUCCCUUGCACUUUGACUGCAUCUCACACAUACCCCGCCAAAUUCGUUCUUUCCUACUUGGCAAGGGUGAAACCGUGCCAUGAGUACAUAUCAGUGACCAGUGAAGGACUGAAGUUCCGACAGAAGUUCUUCUCCUCCCUCGAUUCUCUUCUAGCUUGGUUCAAGGUUCACUUCCGUGAGCCCCCACCUGGUGUGCAACAUCGUCGGUGA